Messenger RNA from Triplophysa dalaica, 2461 nucleotides. RefSeq names its product tubulin polymerization-promoting protein family member 3 (gene tppp3). Lineage: Eukaryota; Metazoa; Chordata; Actinopteri; Cypriniformes; Nemacheilidae. The transcript has 4 exons. The coding region runs from base 170 to 703 and encodes 177 amino acids. Gene Ontology annotation, biological process: microtubule polymerization; positive regulation of protein polymerization; microtubule bundle formation. The record is from RefSeq and is a predicted model, not a curated record. Gene Ontology annotation, cellular component: microtubule. Gene Ontology annotation, molecular function: tubulin binding.
ACAGGAAUAAACAGAUGAUAACAAGCCCUCAGCCCUUUAAAGCCCAUUUCAUAAGGGAGUAACAGGAGAGUCAGACAGACAUAAAGAGAAAGAGGGCGAGAGAGCAGGAGGGGAUAGAAAUCGUGCAAACAGGGUGUAUGUGGAUUGGCAGCAGCACAGAAUACCCAAUAUGGCAGAGAGCACAGACAUGGACGAACUACUGCAGUCCUUUAAGAAGUUUGCAAUCCAUGGUGACACCAAAGCCACCGGGAAGGAGAUGAACGGGAAAAACUGGGCUAAACUGUGCAAAGACUGCAAAGUUAUUGAUGGCAAGACCGUCACCGGCACCGAUGUAGAUAUCGUCUUUACCAAAGUCAAAGCGAAGACAUCUCGAGUCAUAACAUACGAGGAGUUCCAGAAGGCUCUAGAACAACUGGCUCCAAAGAGGUUCAAAGGUCAAAGCAAAGAAGAGGCACUACAGUCAAUAUAUAAGUUAAUUGAAGGCAAAGAACCCACCAAUGUUGGUGUGACGAAAGUGGCAAAAACUGCUGCAGUGGACAGAUUAACCGACACAUCUAAAUAUACCGGGUCUCACAAGGAGCGCUUCGAUGAGAGCGGGAAAGGUAAAGGGAAAGGUGGUAGGGAGGAGGUUGUUGAGCACACAGGAUAUGUAGCUGCCUAUAAGAAUGCUGGAUCGUAUGAAGAGAAGACGAAGGCCAAGUAAGGCCUCUUCUAAUAGCCUACUCUUCUAAGCUCCGAGCUCCGUCUUCAUCAGCACUUAGGUCUGGACCAAAGCCAAACUUGAACUUUGACCUGUGAUUUACACACCUACCAAGAAGAGUGACACUGUGACACAUAGGUAUUGUUUGUCUUUAAAGAACAUGGUCUUUUUUCUUGAGAUGUUUGUCAGUGCAAGCAUUAAUUCAGCUUCGGGAAAUGUGCAUCUUAACAUCACACUGUUUCAGAAGAGAAGAAAAGAUUUUCCUUCAACACACAUAUGGAAGAUCUUCAUUCAUCGCUACAUUUUCACAUGAAUGGGCUUUUCACACGUAACAUCCGCGUUUCACAGGAAGAACCCGCAGCAGUUUCCGGUUGGGGUGAAUAAAAGUAGAGAGAAAUGGGAAACUGAGAAAAUAGUUAAGGUAUAUAGAAGUGCUGUUCUACCGUACUUUCAUAAGUUGACAUGUUGUUGUAACAUUCAAAUUCGGUAGAACAGCACUUCAUACAUAUCAGGACGUCCUCAGACCAUAGCGUGUGCUGAUAUCUCAGUACUUAGACGUCAGACGAAACGGCAUUUAGCCUUAGACAAAAGGGCAUCAUUUCUCAGCAAAACAGCAUCAGGACUAAACUGUCGCACAAUCAGGCAUCGGGUAAAUCGGCCUAAGACUAUAAGGCAUCAGGUCUCAUGCAACAAGGCAUCAGUUGAAAUGUCCAAUUUAACUAUUUUCCCAUUUCUCUCUGCCGUAAGCCUCCCCAACCGGAAACUGCGGCGGGUUCUUCCUGUGAAACGCGGAAUGCGCGCCCAUUCAGCUAGAAGUUACAUAAUAUCAAUAUCAUUCUAACAGGACGUAGAUUUAUAUUUGUCUUCUCUCUGUGUCCUUCUGUUGUUUGCCAUACUUUCUGGAUUUCAAUGUCAUAUCUUUUUUCUAUUUUAGUUAGUCUACUGUGUUAAUGAAACUGGAACUUACAUUUACAUGGUGUUGCAUAAACUGUUACUAAAUAUUAUUUGGUGUAUUUUAUUUUUGUUUACUUUGAAUAACAAAUAGACAUUCACAUGCUAAAUAUUUUUAGCAGCUGUGUCCCAAAUCGCGCACUUAUGCACUAUUCUACAGGAUUUUGUAGUAUAAAUAGUGUGAGUUAUUCUCACACUUCAAGUACCUGGAUGACGCACUCUUUCAACCGAAAAUAUGAAAUGUAGAACAUGGACACUUCAUGCACUCAACGAUCAAAGUUUCGCUUAUGUAGCACAAGGGAGGCGGGCCUAUCGGACACAGCUCGAGCAGAACUCUCCUGCAGAGUGAUGGAACUCAUUAAUCUGAUGAUGACUAAAGUAAUGCUGGGCAAAGCAGAUGAAAACUACAUUAAACGUACAAAUUAAUUUAUAUUCACACGCAUGGUGCCGUGCGAUUGACGUCAUUUGCGCUCGUCUGGGAACCGAUUAGUAUUCAAUUUGGGAUGAUACUUCCCUUCUAAAAUUCACACAUUGUUGAGUGCAUGGUUGAAGGGCAUAUUAUGUCAUUUGGGACAAAGCUAUAGUUCUGGUUCUGUUAAACAGUGCUAAAGAAAUUAUGUUUGGGCUCUUUAGUUCUUCUGCUUCUAGGUCUAAAAAUGGUCUUUGUAUUUAAAUUCUCAGUACUGUACCUGACUUCUUAAACUAAAUUCAACAGGGUGACCAUAUUUUGUCCACAAUACUAAUGCUACCAAAGCUCUUGUAACUUGUCUUCGUUAAAAUAAAUAAAGUAUACUUACUGUAAUAACAUCA